AUGGCUGAGGAGUGGGGAGUCGACGAGGCACUAUAUCUUUGGGAACUAGCAAGAGACGAAUGUUGGAAGGUGCCUGGCUGUCAAUAUUUGGAAUACCCCGCUUCGAAAGAGGUGGAAUUGACAUCACAAUCGCCGGCUAUGGAGACUGUCUCCAAACCUACACCCCAGGAAGAGGAAGAUUCUGAUGGUAGUUGGGAGAAGGUCAAGCGCAGAUGGAAGAGGAGGUCUCAACAGAUUUCGUUCCCAGACGACGACGGACCGCUGGAUGUCGAUCAGGUGAACCUAAAAGAGAUGGAAGCAGUCAACAAUAGGCUAGCAGAUGCAAGGUCGACACCCAAGAACCGCUUCGACACGAUCGUCAAAAGCAGUAGAAGCGCCACCACAAUAGCUGUCGCACAAGCCGUGAACAGGUCUAAAUGCUUACUCAAAGGGGACACAAAACAAUCCGCUUCUCCCCCUCGCAAAUCAGUCAGUAUCGACGCGCAAGCCACCAUCCUCCCUUGCGAUUACACUCCAGCUACGACAAUGUCACACCACGAGCACACAUUCAUAGAGCGGAGCCGCAACCGCCCCACUUACAGUCGAAGCUCCCGUUUCUACACGCCCUCAUGCUGGGCGAGUCCAGAAGGCUACGAGAAAGAUGACACCAGUCUUUCCAAGAGCUCUUGGGCGACUGUUGACCAGCUCCAGAGGGAGUUUGCGAGUUUGGAGGUGGACUCUGAGAAGAAAAAAGAGGUGCUUACUGAAAGAGCUGAGGAAGCUGCCGCUGAGCAAGACAAGAAGGCUAACUUGAGGAAAGUAAAAGACAAGGCCUUUCGCGCACGGCGACCGCCAUGGCAAGGAGAGAGGCUCUUUCAUGAUAGCUGGCAGGGUGCCGAGCUUCUUCACAUGAGAGACUACUUUAAGAAGGCGCUCGCAGAGGAUGCAAAUCUGUCAUCGCUGAGUCAAUCGCAUCGCAAGGCAUUAACGCGGGGUCUGCAUGACUGCGGUAGUGCUUUGAUGCGCGAGGAGAAGCAGAAGGAGAAAAAAUGGGUGGAUGCGGAGAGUGAACGAUAG
Molecule: messenger RNA, 1056 nt
Organism: Alternaria conjuncta
Lineage: Eukaryota; Fungi; Ascomycota; Dothideomycetes; Pleosporales; Pleosporaceae
Exons: 2
Coding region: 1-1056 (351 amino acids)
Source: RefSeq, a predicted model, not a curated record